This is a messenger RNA of Neltuma alba, 3645 nucleotides long. RefSeq names its product lysine-specific demethylase JMJ706. Gene Ontology annotation, cellular component: chromatin; nucleus. NCBI's taxonomy places the organism in Eukaryota, Viridiplantae, Streptophyta, Magnoliopsida, Fabales, Fabaceae. Gene Ontology annotation, molecular function: histone demethylase activity. The coding region runs from base 548 to 3130 and encodes 860 amino acids. The record is from RefSeq and is a predicted model, not a curated record. The transcript has 11 exons. Gene Ontology annotation, biological process: regulation of gene expression; chromatin remodeling.
CCUUUCUAAGCACAGGAAAGGGAAAUAAAUUUUAAAAGUUAAUUUUUUUUUGAGGUUUUCAGAGCUAAUAAAGCGGUAAUAUUUUACAGUAUAAAACUAUAAAUUAUCCCUUCCUUCAUCUUUUUCGGUUUUCUAAGCACUCGUUUCCUCUCUUUCCUCAUCCACUGUUUCUCCCCGCUUUAUUCCUCGCCGGAAAACCUCUUCUUCCGCCGGCAAACCGCCUGCUUCACCGGCGACAUACUCCCGUGACUCCUGAGGAAGCCGGCUGCCACUUUCUGAUUGAAACGUCUGUAUAUCAUCAUAACUUGCUUUGUAUGUCUUAGAAGGCUUUGGAUCUCUCUGUGGUCUGGUUUCAGCCUUGUGCUCGGUUCUCUGCGAGAAUGUGGCGAGUCUGGUUGUUGUUGAAGGCUCGCUUUUAACCUGUAAAAUCCAGGAUCGUGAUCUAGGGUUUGGCUCAGGGAUUUGGAUUCAGUUUUGUCAUUGUUUUUGUGAUUUCUUGACCAAGUGGGUGAAGACUGAGGCCUACACGGAGCUACCUCGGGAUGAAAUGGUGGAAGGAAGAGUUUGUUUGCCCAAGGAAGCUAGAAAUAUACUAGAACCUUCAAAGUGUAAAAAGCUUCACCGAGCAAAAUCUUCGACUGCCAACAACACAAGUGUUGCUAAUAUGAUGACAAGAAGCGGAGGAGAUGCUUUAAGGGCUUCGUCAUCAUGUGGUGUGAGGUUGCAUGGUAAUGCAAACGCCUUUUCCAAGAGGAAGGUGGAUAAGUUUGACAUGAGUGAUCUAGAAUGGACUGAAAAGAUUCCCGAGUGUCCUGUGUACUCCCCAACAAAGGAGGAAUUCGAGGACCCUUUGGUUUAUUUGCAAAAGAUAAUUCCUGUGGCUUCAAGAUACGGUAUAUGCAAGAUUAUUUCUCCUUUGCAUGCUUCAAUUCCUGCUGGAGUCGUGUUAAUGAAGGAGAAAGCAGGAUUUAAGUUUGCAACUACAGUACAGCCACUUCGCCUUGCUGAGUGGGAUACUGAAGACAAAGUCACAUUUUUCAUGAGUGGAAGAAACUAUACAUUCCGCGAUUUUGAAAAAAUGGCGAACAAGGUUUUUGCACGUAGAUAUUGCAGUGCCGGAUGUCUUCCUGCCUCAUUUUUGGAAAAAGAGUUUUGGCAUGAAAUUAGCUGUGGAAAGAUGGAAAGUGUAGAAUAUGCAUGUGAUGUAGAUGGUAGUGCCUUUUCCUCUUCUCCCAAUGAUCAACUUGGGAGCAGCAAAUGGAAUUUGAAGAAGCUUUCUCGGCUGCCCAAAUCCAUUUUGCGGCUCUUGGAAACAGUAAUUCCGGGAGUAACAGAACCCAUGUUAUACAUUGGAAUGCUGUUUAGUAUGUUUGCUUGGCAUGUUGAGGAUCACUAUUUGUACAGUAUUAAUUAUCAUCACUGUGGAGCAUCAAAAACUUGGUACGGAAUUCCGGGUCAUGCAGCUCUGGAUUUUGAAAGGGUGGUGAGAGAACAUGUGUAUACUAAAGAUAUUCUGUCAAAUGAAGGGGAAGAUGGAGCCUUCGACGUUCUUCUGGGGAAAACAACUCUGUUUCCUCCAAAUAUUUUGUUGGAACAUGAAGUGCCGGUCUACAAAGCUGUUCAAAAACCAGGAGAGUUUAUUGUUACCUUUCCUAGAGCGUAUCACGCUGGUUUUAGUCAUGGUUUUAACUGUGGAGAGGCAGUGAAUUUUGCCAUUGGCGAUUGGUUUCCUUUAGGGGCCAUUGCCAGCAGGCGAUAUGCACAUCUAAACAGAGUUCCUCUGCUACCUCACGAAGAACUUUUAUGCAAAGAAGCAAUGCUCCUCUAUACAAGUUUAGAACUCGAAGAUUCAGAUUUUCCUUCUGCAGACUCGAUGUUUCAUAAUAGCAUCAAGAUAUCUUUUGCUAAUUUGAUGCGCUUCGAGCAUUGUACUCGCUGGUUAUUAGUUAAAUCUGGGGCUUGCACAAAUGUCUCCUCACACUCUCAUGGCUCAAUUCUCUGUAGUCUCUGCAAACGCGACUGCUAUGUGGCAUAUGUUGACUGUGACUGUCACAUGCAUCCAUUGUGUCUUCGACAUGAUAUCGAAUCUCUUGACUUCACCUGUGGGAGCAAACACACUCUUUACUUGAGGGAAGAUACUGAAGAUAUGGAAGCUGCGGCCAAGAGGUUUGAACAGGAAGAUGGUAUAUUGGAUGAGAUAGUUAAGCAGAUCAAGGCUGACAGUAACAUUUAUUCGUAUCCCUUGUCAAGUAUGUUUCAGAGAGCUGAGGCCGAUGGAUAUACCCCUUAUUGCGAGAUAAAAUUUGAACCUGUUGAAUCUUCUCACUCAGGCUCAGAUCACUUAAUGAAUAUUCAAGAGUGUGCUAUUCAAAGUCAAUGGGCUUUGAGGCAUUGCUCAGGAUCAGAAUAUCACAAACCUGAAGUGUCUGAUUUUUCCUUCGUUUCUGCUGCUUCUGCUCUUUGCUCUCUUUCAGACCCUCUUGAGAGUUAUUCUUAUGCUACUAAAAAUGAUGAGGGGCGUGCAAAGUCGGGCAUCAUUAAUUCUGAGGAGCUUUGUGAAAGAAUGUCCAGUAGUGUAUGUGAAUCUUUAGUAUCCCCUACACGGAAUCGCAACGGCUCGAUUAAACCUCAGGGGGGUGAUCUUUAUAGAUUAGAGAUGAAAUCCAUGGUGAAUAAUGACAGUGAUGAUUCUGAUUCAGAGAUAUUUAGGGUGAAGCGGCCUUCUUCUUUGAAGGCAGAGAGGAGAAAUGGGAAUGAUCAGAUGUGUCCCAAGCAUUCUGACCACCAGGGACUAAAACGAUUGAAGAAAAACUCUGAUGAAGGAAGAAGCGGUCAACUAAUAGUAGAUUACAGCAGAAGCAGUGAAUCAGAUUACAACAACUGGAGGUACCCGGCAAAUCACAAAUUUGAUAGCGAAAGCGGUACGAGGGAAAGAUAUCCGAAGGUUAAUAAUGGCAUUCCCAUUUCCAUAAGGUACAGGAAAUUAGGAAACGAGGACUUGAGUGGCCAUGGAGAUCACCACAAGAGGAAUUGGUUACAACAGAGUAUAAUGGAGCCAUCAUCUCCCACGGAGGUUGGGAUUGGACCAAAGCGGCUUAAGGUGCGAGGCCCUUCAUUCCUGAGCUUAUAGAGAGCCAGAUGGGGAUGCAUGUGUCUGACCCUGCUAACUUGAUUUAGCUAAAUGGGCAUUUUCUAAUAACACGGGAAAUCCAAAGGAUUUGAUUCUGGAAGCAGCAGCAGAUGAAGACGAUGACAUUAAUUAACCACGUAGGGUAAGGAUAUUACAUUCUUUGGUGCGGCCCCUACAAUUUGGGCUGCUGCACUGUGGUGAUCUCUGGGGUUGUGGGGCCCAGGUGUUUUUCUAACCCGAGCCCCAUAACCCAUCCUGCAAAAGCUAGAACUAGUUAGGAUUGGCUUAGUCACUCCACUCCCCCCUCCUACUGUAAAUUUAUUUUGUUUUACUUUUGAUCAAUCAUCAGUCGUAUAGGUCUUCAUAGGAAUGGGGUCUCUCCGUUGCUUACUGAUUUUAAUGCCUCCCUGCUGCUUCCUGCUUUGUAAGUUCAUUCAUUCUUUAUUGUAGCAACAGGUCUACGUACCUUGAACUACGAAAAUAAUUUUCAUAGAAAGUUACCCCUUUUAUCCAUA